AUGACUGCAUUGAGAGUCAAAUGGAGACAUAUCAUAUUUUUAGUAACAUGGCUAGCAUAUGCAUCUUCAUAUUUAUUAAGGAAACCUCUGGGAGUGAUUAAGGCAGACUUGGAAUCAGAACUCGGUUUAAGCAAGACUCAGUUAGGAUGGUUGGAUACGUCAUUACUCUUACCGUAUGCAGCUAUACAGUUAUUUUUAGGAUCAUUUGGUGAUAGGUUUGGUGCCAGGAAAGUUUUAUCGAGCUGUUUAAUAAUAUCAAGUAUUUCUAUGGUCACUUUUGGGAUGUGGUCAAGUUAUCCUGUGUUUGCUUUUUUAUUAUUUUGCAAUGGAGCAGCUCAGUCCCAGAUUUGGCCAAGCUGUAUCAAGGGAUUGGGCGAGUGGUUUAGUGGGCAACAAUUGAAUACCAUUCUUGGUACAUGGGGCACAUGUGUCUUUGCUGGUGGAGUUAUGGGCACAUCAUUAGCAGUUUAUUUACAGAGUAUGUAUGGAUGGAGAAGCACAUUUCUUUUACCCUCUUUCAUAGUGAUAUUUCUUGGGAUCUUAGUGUCUUUGUUGCUCAAGAAACCAAAUAAAUCACACAUCGAAGUAGAUACAGUAAAUAUUUCAGAAUCCACUUCUACACAACAACAAUUAACAUUUUGGCAAAUAUGGAAAGUUCCAAUGUUGGCAGAGAUUUCAAUAACUAUGUUUUGUGUUAAGAUUGUCCGAUAUUGUAUGUACAUGUGGUUACCAAUGUACCUUCACCAAUUUCUUGGAUAUGGAAAAUCUGAAGCUGGAAUGUUGUCCACAACAUUUGAAAUUGGUGGUGUAGCUGGUAGUAUUGUUUUAGGAUACACUGUAGACAGGUGGUUUGCUGGUAAAACUAUAUUGGGUGUUAUGGUAGCUAUUAUUCUAAGUGCAAUUGGAUUUAUAUUAUUUUUAUUGACAAGUGACUAUGGCUGGAUGUUUCAAGUCACAUGCCUGUUGUUAUGUGGUAUGUGUAACUGUGGACCGGAUGCUAUCUUGUCUGGUACUUUACCACUGGAAAUAGCAAUGGGACGAAAUAUACAAUCAUCAUUGUCAGGCUUUAUAAAUGGUUUUGGAACCAUUGGUACUAUACUUCAAGGACCAAUCAUUGGUGUUAUUGUCCAGUAUUAUAAUUGGAUGGUGGUCUUUUACUUCAUGAUUUUAACCUCUCUCAUUGGUGCCCUAUCAAUGUUCAGGGCAUCUUUAGUUAAAAAACAAUCAAAUUUAAAAAUUGAAUCAAGGGAUGAUUUAUUAAUAUAAAUUAUAUUAUAAAUAAAUAUUAAAAUAUAUAUAUAUAUAUAUAUAUAUAUUUAAUUAUAUUGAAUGGUGG
Saccoglossus kowalevskii is the source of this 1336-nucleotide messenger RNA. Its product is annotated as glucose-6-phosphate exchanger SLC37A2-like. Gene Ontology annotation, molecular function: transmembrane transporter activity. The record is from RefSeq and is a predicted model, not a curated record. Gene Ontology annotation, biological process: transmembrane transport. Lineage: Eukaryota; Metazoa; Hemichordata; Enteropneusta; Harrimaniidae. Gene Ontology annotation, cellular component: membrane.